AUGUUUGCCAUAAAGACACUUGGCCACUUGUGUGCUACUCGAUCAAUUCUCCAUUUUCACCGAUCGACGUAUUCAACAACAGUAUUGAGAUUAAACUUAAGAUUAGUUCAUUGUGUUACGAUGAAAAAAUGGCUUGAAAAAGAUAUAGUGGUAUUAUUAUUUUAUGUAUUACAUUCUAUUUUUAGCCUUGAUAAAUUGUUCAUAUCAUCGAAUUUUAUUUCAAUAUCAAAUGUGAAUAAAUUUUAUAUUAAUAAUAAUGAAUCAUUUAAUGAACAGUAUUUAAUAAUAGCAAUGACUGUUUGUAUACAAAAACGUGAUCGUUGUCGUCUUUGUUUUUCAUUAAUUUUACGUGAUCGUUCAACAUUAUUUUCGUCCAUAUGUUGUCAAAAGUAUUAUCAUUUAUUCAAACAUAUACAACGCACGAAAAUUCCAUUUAAAAAUUAUAGCCCGUUCAAAAGCAAAAUUUCAAAUCGAACAGUUUGUUUCCGUGAUUUAAUUCUACGUUAUCUACAUACGCAAUUAGAACCAAUAAAGAAUUUUUCAAAUUUUAUUUGUUAUGAUUGUUCAACUAUUUUAUUAGAUAUUGAACAAUGUGCAAAAUAUUUAAAAAGAACAAUAAAUCAAUUAAAAAUUAAAUUAAAUAAAUCAAAUCGUCUUGUUACAUCAUCAUUAUCGGCUACAUGUCAAAAGAAAAAUCAAAUAUUGAAGACUAUCAAAAAUGAAAAAUUACCCAUCUUGGAUUCUGAUGAUGACGAUUUCGAUGAUAUCGAUGAUGAUGAGGAAUCUGAUGAAGACAAUGAUGAUACAACAAAACCAAUUGUAUCAGCCAAUAAAAUAAUUUCUGAUCAGUCGAAACCUCUUGAUUUUACUUCAUCAUCAUCGUCAGGUGGUGAAUCUCUGUCAAAUCUUCAACGAAUUAAUUUAACAUGUAAGACUACUACUAAUAAUGGUCCGUGCAAUGAUGAUGAAGAUGACGAUGCUGAAGAUGAUGACGACGAUGACGAUGAAGUUGGUUUAGUUUCAAAUCCAAAAACAAAAUUGAAAAAGUCUAAAGCUAAGAAUUUAUCUGAAUUAGUUUUUAAUGCAUCAUCGAUGCGUCCAUCAGAUCCAACAAUGAGUUUACUUCAAGAAACAAAUGCGAAUAUUCUUCAAUUACGUCUUGCGCAGAUGAUGACCAGUGCCGCUUUCGAUGGGUCGCUCCCUACAGGUCAAAAUAAUCAUGUUGAUGGAAUGUUGAGUACAUUUGCUAAUUUGCAACGAAAUUUAUUAAAAUUCUUCAAUGAUCCACGAGCAGCUACACAAGCUGCGAUUUCAACAAACCCAAUGAAAGCUAACAUUGCACCCAUAUCGUUAAGUACAACAAAUAAUAAACAAGGUGGUAGCGGUAGAAAACGAAAAUCAACACCAGAAAAACGUGUCAUUACAAAUUAUCGGCCAGCAAAUAAUAAUGGCGAUAUAUCGCCAACAAACAAACAUGAAUUAAUUAGUAAUUCGGCUGAUAAUAUGAAUAAUCAAGAGCACACUGAUCAUCCAUUAGAAUUAACAUUAAAAGGUCCUCAAACAACAAAUCGUGUUUUAGCAUCACCAGAUGUUCAUAAUCUUGUGAUAAAUCGCAAAAAUGAAAAUGACAGUCCAGCACAAUUUCACCAACAUGUUAAUGAAGAUUCUAAAGAGAUUACGACACCGAAUGAUUCGUCUGUAUCUCUUUCAUCAUCGUUUAAUCGUCAUUCGACAAUAGCAAAACGACAACGUCUUGCAACAACUGGUCAAUAUGAUUCUACAAAUACACAAAAUAAUGCUUCAUUGAUGAACUUAACACAAACAACAAAUGAUUUAUUAUCACCAAAUCAUCAUCAAACAACCAUGAAUGAUGAUAGUAAUGUCAAUACAAAUCAACGGCAACAACGUAAAUUAGAUCCACGUUCAUGUUCAGAAUGCGGCAAAGUAUUAUUCAGUGAUAAAAACCUAUUACUUCAUUGUCAAACGCAUGCAAAAAAUGAAAAACAAUGCUGGAUUUGUGGAGUUAAUGAUGAUUCUAUUAAGAAACAUAUUAUCAAUGAACAUGGGAAUCAAAAAAUUACAAAUACUGGUUUCAAAUGUCAACAUUGUGAGAAAGUUUUUCCUGUGUUCGCUGAUUUAGAAACUCACACAAAAGAACAUAGCAAGAAGAAGCCAUUCGAAUGUCCAAUUUGUAAUAAACGUUUUGGUCAACAAGGAAAUUUAAGUUGCCAUCUACGAAUUCAUAGUGGUGUUAAACCAUUUACUUGUCAACAUUGCGGUAAAGCAUUUCGUCAUUCAAAUAGUUUAAGACGUCAUGCACGAACAGUUCAUUCAGCAUCUCGUGGUUUAACAACACCGAAUUCACUUCUUCCUGGCUCAGCAACAUCGUUAUCUAACGAUAUGAAAGGUGAAUCGUAUGAUGAUGUUCCAUCAGCACUUAUGAUACCAUCCGAUGAUGGUUCAUCAUCAGCAGGUGAUGUUCCAUCACCUUCAAUGUCUAAUGCGCAAGUUGAUAGUGAUUAA
Rotaria socialis is the source of this 2523-nucleotide messenger RNA. Lineage: Eukaryota; Metazoa; Rotifera; Eurotatoria; Philodinida; Philodinidae. The record is from the annotation of a GenBank genome assembly.